Paramecium primaurelia is the source of this 2379-nucleotide messenger RNA. The record is from the annotation of a GenBank genome assembly. NCBI's taxonomy places the organism in Eukaryota, Ciliophora, Oligohymenophorea, Peniculida, Parameciidae.
AUGUAAAGAAGCUAAUCAUUUUCAGAAAUCAAGGCAUUAAAUAAUUGCAUUCCCAUUGAAUUUUUUGAACAAAAAGGUCCUCAUUACUAUGAAAAUCAAUUUUAAUAAUUUUAAACUAUAUUCCAAUAGAGUUUUGCUUUACAUACAAGAUUAUGCUAAACUCCAUUAUAAAAAUAUUAAAAUUAUGAUUUGGGGAAUACUGUGAUCAAAUAGGGAAUGGUCUAAUUAAAGAUUAAUAGUGGGAGUUUCACUAAAACCAAUAUACUAUUGACAAGAGAGAAAUUAGUGAUUCUUGAGGAUAAGCAAUGGAGUUAAGUUUACAAUCUUAGAUACUUGGCCUUUAAUUUGAUAUAGGUAUGAUAUCCUAUUGUAUCACAACAAGUGUACAAAGAAUCAAUACAAAUUGUUUAAGUUGGAAUUUAAGCUAUAUAAGAAAAUUAUAAUAUUUAAAUGUAAUGAUGAUAUAGAGGGAAAGCUAUGGUUUUAGAGUAUUAGAAUGAUUGAGGAGAAGUUUUUCAAUGAGAUAGAGAAAUUGUAGGUGAAGGAAUUGUAUUUUGGGUUGGAUUUUGUUAGAGAAGAGGAAUUCUUAAAUUGGGCAGAAACAGGAGAUAUUUUAUUAUUCGAGUAAAUAUUAUAUAAUAAAAUGAAAGAACAGAUCAUUAUAUGGCUAAAUUAUAAAGAGGGAUUACAGGAUCUAAGUUUGAUCAUGUAGGAAUGAUUGUAAGAGAGAAAUAUUAAAAUGAUAUAUUGGUUUUUGAUGUAAAAAAUUAAUCAGUAAAUUGAAUAUUUAAUAAAUAGGGUGUUGAUUUAGAGUUUUGGAAAUAUUUUUUGAAAUAGAAUAAUCUAUAUAGAAAAGUUGCUGUUAGAAAAUUACUAAAUGUUGAUAGGGAAAAAGUAAAUUCGAAAUUUCUGGAAUUUAUUGAUGUAUAAUUAAAAAUUACAAGAAAGUUAAAGAUUAAGAUUAUGAAAUUAACAUUAUGAAGUUACUACAAUAGUAAAGUGAUGGACUUAUCAAUAAAGGAUAUUUUUGUAGUGAGUUAAUUGCAAAAGCAUAUAAAUAUUGUGAUUUGUUACCUCAAUAAAAAGCAAGUUCAUCAUAUUGGCCAGUCACCUUCUAAAAAUCAUUGAAACUGUUAGAUAAAGCCCAGUUGAGUGAGCCAAUAAUUAUUUUGUUGGAUUAUGAUAUACAUUAUUAAUUAUGAAUUAAAGUAAUUAAAAUAUAGUGAAUAGACAUGGAUUUCAGUGUAAAACAGGAAUAAAUUAUUAUCAAAUUGGAGUUGCAAUUCUAUACAUAGGACAUUACAUAAUAAUCUUAUUUCAAACCUUAGAUUAUGUAAAAAUAUAAAUUCAAAGUUUUAUAAGAAUCAACUUUGGAUUUUGGUUACGAUUUUCUCAUUUAUUAUCUCGUUAUUUUGGUUUAUUACAACAAAAAUAGAUCCUACAGAUAGAGAAAUAUACAUUUAGUAGAAACUAAAAGAAAAGAAGUAAUUAAAGAUAAUUAAUUUGAUAGAGUAAAAUAUGAAACUAAAUUGAAUUGUUUUUGUAAAGUAUGUUAAGCAUAUGUAAAAGCACCAUCUAAACAUUGUAAAUAAUGCAAUAGGUGUACGGAACUUUUUGAUCAUCAUUGUGUAUGGUUAAAUAAUUGCAUUGGGUUAAGAAAUUAUAAAUAUUUUUUUAUAUUAAUAGUACUUUUAGAAAUUUAUUUAAUUACUGUACUGAUUAUUUCAAUAUUUAUUAAUAAGAUACUAAGCUAUAUAUACAUGGGACUCACUAUUAUUUUAAUAAUUCCUGUCACAUUUUUACUAGUCAUGCAUAUCUACUUUAAAUACAAAAAUAUGACAACUUAUGAUUAUGUAUUAAGUAAAAGGAAAAAAGAAUAGAAAUCUUCUUAAGAAAAGUUAUAAGAAGGUACAUCAAAUCAAACUAAUCUACAAACUAACAUUAUUUCUAGAAAUUAUUUAUAAUAAACUAAUAUAAAUGUUUAGAUUGCUCCUCCAAAACCUAAUUUAAUUAAAAAAGUAAUUGAUUGGGAUUAAGAAGAAGCAGAUGUAGAAGAAGGAGAUAGUUAUCAUGCAAAAGAACCAUUACCAUUACCUAGUUCCAAAAGUAGUGCAAGAUAAAUGGAUUCUUAAUUCAAUUCUGGUCAUAGAAGAACUUGUCCUAAUACUUAAAGGUAAUUUAAUUUAUUAAUUUAUUUAUAGAGGUAAUGUAUCAACAAUUCAAUUAACUGAACAUAAACCAAUUAGAUCUUUGUUUAAUGUUAAAGAUUUUUAAUAAAUGAUUGAAAAUUAAUUAAUGAAUAAUGUAAAUGAAGGUUCUAUCAUUUAAUUUGAUUCAAAACAUUCAUAAAAGACUGAUUAGAUUGAAAUCAAUAUAUGA